AUGGGUCCCGAAAGAGGAUUAAGUUGCUUAAUUCUUGUGUUAUCGUUGGUACUAGUAUCAUGCAGUGCUGCUGCAGCUAAUACCUUCAAGCAACCGGCGUUGUUUCUUACGAUAAAAAGUUCAAACUUUGGUAUGGCGAAAAUAGAUCAUAUUAAGUGCGGCUAUCUCGUAGUGACAGAUAUUCUUAUUAGCCCGGAUGGUGUUCCACUUCCAUUCUGCAACGAUCAUUGUGUGUACAACAAGAGGGCAGGUUUGAAGAUUAUUGCAUCUUUUGGUGGUUCCGUGGUCCCAUCGGACCUAUUCGUCUUCUUAUCCUGUGAUGACAAACGGCGUGCAGCGUUUGUGGAUAACUUGAUUGAGUUUACAGUUUCACAUGGAUUUGAUGGGAUCGAUUUGUCCUGGCUAUAUCCUGCUCUUCAAGAACGGGAUCGCUACGUACGGCUACUGAAAGAUCUUCGUCAAGCAUGUGAUCGAUACGGUCUUUUACUGACGGUGACUGUUCCUAGUCGGCCGUCCGUGAUAGAGGUAAACUACCCGGUUGAAAAGAUAGACAAAUAUGCGGACUUUGUAAUACUGAGUACGACCGAGUUCCGCAAGUUGCGUAAAACAUCCUUCAUAGCCCCUUUAUACUCGAGCAGCCCGGGAUCGUCGAAUAGCAUUGAUUAUCACGUGGAUCGCUGGAAACUGGCUGGGCUGAGUUGUGGUAAGAUAGUUAUCGUGAUCCAAACGAUGACCCUAACUUACAAGUUAUACAUACAGAACGAGUAUCGCGUUGGAACACCGGCGCUCCAGUUGAAGAUCCGUCCGUAUUACAAAAUUUGUCGAAAAUUGUACAGUGGUUCUCUGGAGAUUUGGGACAGUAGUGCUAAGAGUCCGUAUGCGUUUCGCGACUUGUCUUGGUAUUCGUAUGAAAACGAAAAGUCCAUAAAAGAGAAAGUGGGAUUUGUGAUUCAGCAGAACCUUGCGGGAUUGGCCGUAUUCUAUUACGACGAAGACGAUCCGAUCAACAUUUGCGGUGAUGGACAGUAUCCGUUGACUACGAUCGUAAUGGCAGCGAUGCAGUCCGACUACCUGCCUCCGUCAGUAAUCACAGAUUCCCAGAUCUACCAUUUCGAUUCGGCCUUGAAUAGUUCCCCGUUUUCCCAAAUGCGACAGGAUAUCUACAAUUCUGCAGUGAACAAUAAGCAACCAUGUGAUGUUUAUGUAGAAGAAAGCAGUGAUGCAAUCGAACAGUUGGCACCGCCCCUCCAUCCCCCAAAAUCAUGUCUACACCAACUACCAAGUCUUAGAAUAUUCGCCACGGCACAUGGACCGACGACCACAACGACUACCACCACAACCACACCAAAACCGAUGGAGUUUCUUACGAUGGCUCCAGCAACGUAUCGACCACCAACUUUCUGUCAAGCUUGCAACCCUUGUGUUAAACUAGUAGCCACCAGUGGCUCCCACGAACCGAAAGUCCCCACAACUCCUCCUGCUCCUGUGAAUACACCAUCCUCUUGUCUUUCGGCACAACUGUACUCGGAGAUGAAUGUGUCAGCACCGGUGUCGGUGCAAUUUCAGGCCAAUUCCGUGGGUGCACAGCCUAUACCGUCGUUUGGAGUCUUCGAAACGAAAGUUUGCCCUUGUGAUGGGAUAUUGCAGGAUCCGCACGAUAAACGCUCAUACUAUCUCUGCAAACGAGGAUUACCAAUGUGCGAAGAAAACAAAUUCACCUGUGCUCACGGUUAUAUUUUCGAUGAGCGAUGUAAAAAAUGUGUCGUUGAAGGAUCGUAG
Messenger RNA from Anopheles coustani, 1779 nucleotides. Its product is annotated as chitinase-3-like protein 1. Gene Ontology annotation, cellular component: extracellular region. The transcript is spliced from 7 exons. The record is from RefSeq and is a predicted model, not a curated record. Bases 1 to 1779 code for a protein of 592 amino acids. Gene Ontology annotation, molecular function: chitin binding; chitinase activity. Lineage: Eukaryota; Metazoa; Arthropoda; Insecta; Diptera; Culicidae. Gene Ontology annotation, biological process: chitin catabolic process; carbohydrate metabolic process.